CUGCCAUCUAGCGAUUUAAUAGAGUUAUCGUUCUUGGCGAAAAAACUGUAAGCCAAUCAGAUGGCGCGUAACAUACUUCCCAAUAUUUACAAAAAUGGAGUUCAACGAGGAAAAGAAAAAGGCUAUAGAAGAAAGAUUCAACGUGCCGUUUCUCACCGAAAAUCAAGUCAGCGGAAUAAAAGCAAUUUGUGAUGGGAAAGAUGUUUUUGUAGGACUAAAAACAGGAAGCGGAAAGUCCAUGAUUUACGAGAGUUUACCUCUCGUUUGCCCGGAUGCCACUAUCAUAGUUGUAACAGCACUUGUUUCUAUUAUGAAAGAACAGACUGAAAGACUGUCCAAAUUAGGUUUCACCUCAACUUAUAUAGGGCGAGAUCCCAGCGAAGAAGACGCCAUAAAUGAAGGAUAUUUUCAGUUUAUCUUCGGAAGCCCAGAGGCGUUCGUUGGCGAAAGAAAAUGGAGAGAUGCAGUGUCCAAUUUAAGAGAUAAAAUUAAAGUCAUCGUAGUAGAUGAGGCCCACACCGUUGUUCAGUGGGGUGAGGGAGACAAAGAACAUGAGGCCUUCAGGGAACACUUCAGUCACAUUGGGGAACUCCGAGCCAUUUGUCCUGCCCCUAGUGUCCCAAUAGUAGCGUUAACUGCAACCUCAGGUCCGUUACAGCGUCGGAAGAUUAUGAAGAGUUUAUGCUUUAGAGCUUCUGAGACCGUGAUCAUAUCGGAGUCACCAGACAGAAAAAAUAUAAAAAUAUCUUCAAUGUGUAUUCCUAACAACAGUGAAAUUGAAGAGGUCUUUGGCUGGUUGUUUAAUGAGUUUGAAAACAAGAAAGAAACACUUCCAAGACAUAUCAUUUUUGCAGAAUCUAUAACUGAUGUCUCAAAAAUAUAUUCCAUUUUUAGGAAGCGAAUAGGGAAAAGUGAACUAUAUGAGAUGUUCCACAGCAAAACUGUAGACAGCAAAAAAGAAGAAAUUCGAUCUGAUAUGACUAAAGAAGGCAAAAUAAGGGUUUUAAUUUGUACAAACUCUGCAGGGAUGGGGGUUAAUUUUCAUGGGGUACAUAACAUCAUUCAUUAUGGCCUCCCACGGGAGAUGGACACUUUGGUUCAGCAGAUGGGUAGGGCUGGAAGGGAUGGGAUAUCCUCCCAUGAACUCAUUAUUUAUAAGUGUCACAAGGGACAAUUAAAACGGGUGGAAGAGGAACUAGUACAACUGGUAAAAGACUCAAAAUGUAGGCGUGAGAUCCUAUGUUCUUCUUAUGGUAGUAAACUUGAAAAAGUUAUUCCAGUCCAUACAUGUUGCGAUAUUUGUGAGAAACUGUGUAAAUGUGAACUUGAUGUGUGUCCUAACACUCACCCUGCACUCCUGUUCAAGUUUGAAAAAGAUAUAACUGAAAUGAGCCGGGAUGUUAAUUCAUCAGACAGAAUAUUAUUAAGACAAAAAUUAAAUGCAUUAAAAUUUAAACUGUCCAAUUUUUCAACUAUUGUUAAAACAGAUAUAAUACAUGGCUUAUCAGAUGAUGUUAUUAAUUACAUAGUUCAGCAUGUAGAAAACAUUUUUACACCUGAAGACAUUUUACAAAACUGUCCUAUUUGGUCAUAUGAUAUUGCAGACCAAAUUUCAAAUAUCAUUAAUGAACUUUUUGGAGAUGAUGUUAUGUAUAAUGUCAUGGAUUCUGAUGAAGAGGAUGAAGGUUAACUUUAGAAUAUUUCAGAAUCAAUUGAACAUUUUUUUGUUAUUAUGCAUUAAAGAUUAUGCAUUAAAGAAGGAAAUUACUGUAAAUGUAUUAUAUUUAGCGUGUACAAUAUUUGGCGGGAAUUGGUUUUGGAACAAGUUGGGGCUGAUUAGAAUUAGCGCAUUUCUUAAUGUUCUUAUUAAUGUAUAUAUGUUUAAGACUUUUAGUGUUGUACUUGAAUUAGCGGAAGUUUCUUUCCGCCAAAAACACUAAAUAGAAUACACCGCCAAAUGUAAUACAUUUACAGUAUGUAACUUAUGAUGAAUUAACAUCCCGGCUGUUAUGGUAAUAAAAGAAUUUCAGUGUUUUUUUUUGUCUAAUGGUCAAAAAUGGAUGAGUUUUUCUGUUUCACAAAUUUCAUGUACAAACAUUUCUAAGAGAAAACCUUUAUGAAAAUGAAUAUGAAACAAAAAUGUUGUGUAUGUGAUAUUUGUUCCCAAAUUUAAUCAUUUGUUGCUAUUUUUCCAAGAUGGAAAUAAUGUUCAAGGAUUUAAUGACCAAAAAAAUAACUGAAUUGA
Saccostrea cuccullata (small rock oyster) is the source of this 2245-nucleotide messenger RNA. RefSeq lists its product as uncharacterized. The transcript is spliced from 2 exons. Gene Ontology annotation, cellular component: nucleus; cytoplasm; chromosome. Gene Ontology annotation, biological process: double-strand break repair via homologous recombination. Gene Ontology annotation, molecular function: ATP binding; 3'-5' DNA helicase activity; four-way junction helicase activity. The coding region runs from base 95 to 1690 and encodes 531 amino acids. The record is from RefSeq and is a predicted model, not a curated record. Lineage: Eukaryota; Metazoa; Mollusca; Bivalvia; Ostreida; Ostreidae.